AUUACUGACUUCAACCUUGCCCAAUUUGUCUAUUCAGUAUUCACCAUUUCUCAUUCAUUGGCUAAUAUAACUUCCAUCACCAUUUAACAAUCAUUUAACACCAUUUUCCUUCAAUCAAAUUAUACCUACUACGUACAAACCCAGAUCAAACAAACCGUUCCUUCUUCAAUAACUACAGAAGCUAUUUUGGUUCGCCCCUUUUAUUCUGAUGCUGUUCGUUACAAUUUUGAGUUUUGAUCUGUUUUGGGAAAGACAAUAGGUCUACUGGAAUCAUGUCAAGACCAAUGCUGCUUGUCUGUCUGUUGUUGAUACUGAUUUUUACAUGCCAAUUUGAAUGGAGACAGAAAUUGGUAAGUGAUAUGGAUACGAAUCUGGCGGAGUCUCAGAAGCAACAACCAAUCUCAAAAAGGGAACAAGGUGUGAAAGAAAAGAUACCGCCUGGAAUAAACAUGAGUGACAUGAGCAGAUUGUGUGUUCAAGCUCCCUCAAAACGAUUUUCCAAUCCCGAGAUGUCUGAACCUCAGUUCCCUCCCAACACGGAACCCGCCCCCACCGACCCGGCUCCGAACCACACUCCCGCCAGCGCCAACUUGCCCGAGCCUCUGCCGCGGUUCAUGCCGGACAGGGUGUAUAAUCCAGAGCCCAUCUCGUAUUUCAUCCCCGGUGCGGAGCCCGCGCCUCGUGCUGCGCGGCGGAGGGAUCCGGAGGAGAGGCCCAGCUGGCUUCCGGAGAACUGGACGUUUGAGUUGAGAAAGCGCAAUUCUGGAGCCACAGCUGGACAGACUGAUCGAUAUUACAUCGAACCAAUGGGGAAACACAGAUUCCGUUCAAAGGUUGAGGUGCUUCACUUUCUGGAAACAGGAAGUAGUAAACCAAAGAGAAAGGCACCUUCUGCAACUGAGACUACGCCUUCAAGGAGUCCUGCUCGCGAAACACAAAGCAGGGCCAGCACGAUACGGAAGUCCGAGGCCGUUGUUUCUGAUAAUACACAGCCACCACCCACAUGAUAUCAACGGCAUGCAGGCAGAUAAUGCCCAACCGAUAUGAAGUGAACAGAUAUGGUAAGGCCAAGCGCGGGCAUGAUAGUGUUUAUGCACCUCUCUGGGGUCUCUAGUGGAAAGCGCUUGUCUUUUUGUUACCAUAAUUCUUCAUAGAUUCUGGUUGUAGACAUUUUACUUGUUGCUUAUGUAGGAUUCAAACAUUAUUGUGCGUGAGUUCUCUUGUGGAAUAAGAGAAUUCUUUUGUAUUUGAAAGUAUUUUUGGAAGCCCUCUUGAAGAUAGAGAGAUGGUAUAAAUGCAGUUUCCUUGUAGAAGUAGGAACCUUUGUAGAAUACUUUGCUCUAAUUGGUGUAGUGCAUGAGGUUGCUCCAAA
Salvia splendens (bonfire salvia) is the source of this 1372-nucleotide messenger RNA. RefSeq lists its product as uncharacterized. The record is from RefSeq and is a predicted model, not a curated record. Bases 273 to 1007 code for a protein of 244 amino acids. The transcript has 6 exons. NCBI's taxonomy places the organism in Eukaryota, Viridiplantae, Streptophyta, Magnoliopsida, Lamiales, Lamiaceae. Gene Ontology annotation, molecular function: DNA binding.